Equus quagga is the source of this 3150-nucleotide messenger RNA. It is a transcript of the gene DYNC1I1, whose product is annotated as dynein cytoplasmic 1 intermediate chain 1. Gene Ontology annotation, molecular function: dynein heavy chain binding; dynein light chain binding. Gene Ontology annotation, cellular component: cytoplasmic dynein complex. The transcript is spliced from 17 exons. Gene Ontology annotation, biological process: transport along microtubule. Bases 336 to 2321 code for a protein of 661 amino acids. Lineage: Eukaryota; Metazoa; Chordata; Mammalia; Perissodactyla; Equidae. The record is from RefSeq and is a predicted model, not a curated record.
GGGAGAGCGGGAGCGGAGGGUCCUCCCGCGGGAGGGGCGCGGGGCGUGGAGGGCGUGGGCCGGGGGCGGGGCGAGCCCGGGAGACUGGGUGCUCCGGGGGAGCUGUCAGUGUCAGGCUCGGGCAGGGAGAGGAAGUGAUCGCGCCCGGAGGAGCGCGAGCCGAGCGGCCGGCGCAGCGUGAGACAGCACAUCCUGCGCGCGCCGCCCGGGCCCGCCGCCCCCGGGAGCCGCUGGAGCGCCGCCGCCGCCGCCACCCGGGAGCAGCCGCCGCGCUCGCGGAGCCCAGGUCCGCCGCCGCCGCCGCCGCCGCCGCCGGGCGCGUCCAGGCAACCAACAUGUCUGACAAAAGUGACUUAAAAGCUGAGCUAGAGCGCAAAAAGCAGCGCUUAGCACAGAUCAGAGAAGAGAAGAAACGGAAGGAAGAGGAGAGGAAAAGGAAAGAGGCUGAUAUGCAACAGAAGAAAGAACCUGUUCAGGAUGACUCUGACCUGGAUCGCAAACGCCGAGAGACAGAAGCUCUGCUGCAAAGCAUUGGUAUAUCGCCGGAGCCCCCACUAGUCCCAACCCCUAUGUCUCCCUCCUCGAAAUCAGUGAGCACUCCCAGUGAAGCUGGAAGCCAAGACUCAGGCGACCUGGGACCAUUAACAAGGACCCUGCAGUGGGACACAGACCCCUCAGUGCUCCAGCUGCAGUCAGACUCAGAACUUGGACGAAGACUGCAUAAGCUGGGCGUGUCGAAGGUGACCCAGGUGGAUUUCCUGCCCAGGGAAGUGGUGUCCUACUCCAAGGAGACCCAGACUCCUCUGGCUACACAUCAGUCUGAAGAGGAUGAGGAAGAUGAGGAAAUGGUGGAACCUAAAGUUGGCAACGAUUCAGAACUGGAAAAUCAAGACAAAAAACAGGAGGUGAAGGAAGCCCCUCCAAGGGAACUGACAGAGGAAGAAAAACAGCAGAUCCUUCAUUCAGAGGAAUUUCUCAUCUUUUUUGAUCGGACAAUACGGGUAAUUGAGAGAGCACUAGCAGAAGACUCCGACAUCUUCUUUGACUAUAGCGGUCGAGAGUUAGAGGAAAAAGAUGGGGAUGUCCAGGCUGGAGCCAACCUUUCUUUCAAUCGUCAAUUCUAUGAUGAGCAUUGGUCCAAGCAUCGAGUAGUCACUUGUAUGGACUGGUCUCUCCAGUACCCUGAGCUGAUGGUCGCUUCCUACAACAACAAUGAAGAUGCUCCCCAUGAACCAGAUGGAGUGGCCUUGGUUUGGAACAUGAAGUUUAAGAAAACCACACCAGAAUACGUCUUCCACUGUCAGGAUGUGUUGAGUUUACACGAUGAACUCUUCUCUCUUCGGGAAGAAGCAAGCCUUCUCCACCCAUUUCACAGCGCCUUUCUCUCGCCCUUUUCUUCACAGUCCUCUGUGAUGUCAGUCUGCUUCGCUCGUUUCCAUCCCAACUUGGUGGUGGGUGGGACUUACUCGGGCCAGAUUGUCCUGUGGGAUAAUCGCAGUCACCGAAGGACGCCAGUGCAGCGGACCCCCUUGUCAGCUGCUGCACACACACAUCCCGUGUACUGUGUAAAUGUUGUUGGGACCCAGAAUGCUCAUAACCUUAUCACUGUCUCUACUGAUGGUAAAAUGUGCUCCUGGAGCCUGGACAUGCUCUCAACUCCACAGGAGAGCAUGGAGCUGGUGUACAAUAAGUCCAAGCCUGUGGCUGUUACCGGAAUGGCUUUCCCGACGGGAGACGUCAAUAACUUCGUGGUUGGCAGUGAGGAGGGCACAGUCUACACAGCCUGUCGUCAUGGAAGCAAAGCAGGUAUCGGUGAGGUCUUCGAAGGUCACCAAGGGCCAGUGACAGGAAUUAACUGCCACAUGGCAGUGGGCGCAAUCGAUUUUUCACACCUGUUUGUCACGUCGUCGUUUGACUGGACCGUCAAACUGUGGACCACAAAGCACAACAAGCCGCUCUACUCCUUUGAAGACAAUGCAGACUAUGUGUACGAUGUCAUGUGGUCCCCCGUGCAUCCCGCGCUCUUUGCCUGCGUGGACGGGAUGGGGCGCUUGGACCUCUGGAACCUCAACAAUGACACCGAGGUUCCAACAGCAAGUGUGGCCAUUGAGGGGGCGUCCGCCCUAAACCGUGUUCGUUGGGCUCAAGCUGGCAAAGAAGUUGCUGUUGGGGACUCAGAAGGCCGUAUUUGGAUCUAUGAUGUUGGAGAGCUUGCAGUUCCCCACAAUGAUGAAUGGACCCGAUUUGCCAGGACCCUCGUGGAGAUUCGUGCUAACAGAGCUGAUAGCGAGGAGGAAGGCACCGUUGAGUUAUCUGCCUAGUAAAAAUGAGCUACCCCCACCCCCACCUUCACCUUCUAGAGCUCAGCGUCUGCAGUCGUCAAUCCGCUUGUAUUUGUGUGCAUUCAGCAUCAGUAUUGCCGUGACAUUUUGGGUGCCAUAUUGUGCCAGCUUUGCUCCAAGUAUUCAAGUGUAUCCCACCCUACUCUCCAGUGACUUGAAAUUCACCAGAGCAUUUGUAUCUUUAUAUUUCGGUCUCAAAAAUGAGGGGGGGAGCCUUUACGGGUUUAGUUGUUGCCUUUUAACUACUUAGAAGCUGUAUUUAAUAGCUGGAAACCUCUGGUUAAAUUUGUGCUUACAUGCACUUCUGGCAUAGUCCUAUUAAAUCCAUAUGAAGCCAGAUAUGAUUAGGUGCAGAUGUGGUGUGCUUCAUGAUAUGGUACAGGGCCAAAGACUUGAGAUGUGGUGUUUUACAUGGUGACUCACAUUAUGAAUGGAUUUACUAGAAGAACAUUGCUGCUCCUUAUUUAUUGUGGUGUGCUGCAUGGAACAUAUUUAUUUGAAAGCAUUAAAAUAAACGAUCCUAGAGCAUGUGCGUAACGAGAGGACCGUAUUGUCUCUCUGCUGCUGUUGAGGUUACAUUAAGUUCCAAAUAACAAUUACAGUAUGCCGGUUCCGCUGAGGACAUGAAAUCUUUAGAGGUUUGUUGCAGUGAAUGGAAUGAACUUUAAUGCCUAUUAUUUCUAGGUACUUUAACAAUAUUUCAAAUAUAGUUGACCAUUGAUACUUGUCAUUCAAGCUAACACAGUCUGACAAAAGUCUGUGGUUCCUAAAUAUGAUACCAGUAUUGCCAAUAAAAUGUUCCAAACCA